GAUCGACAACUUCACUUUUGCAGAGCGGCCUUCCUCUCUUAGUCUUCCGUGGAAGAGACGGCACCAAGCGUCAGUUGUUCGAUACUCCGGUCAGCUCAAGGUAAAACGAUGACGUCUGAGGAAAAAAUGCACGAAGAGAUGACGGACCUCAUCUAUAGUUGCCGAGACAAGUUUAUUGAGUUCAAGGACGAGGCCGAGAAACUAGUUCGUCGUGCCCAGGCAUUCGCAGGAGACACCAUUGAGUACACCACUGAUGCUCAAGACGACGAUGAGGAGCUACAGGGCAUGGAUGGCGAAAUUCUCGAGGAAUGGAGGCACACCAACAAAAAAAUGGAAGCAUGCAUAAAACAGGGCGGCACCGUGCGAGCCCUUUGCAGUAAGGGCUUUGACAAGCUGCGUUCGGCGCAGGGAAAAGCUGCGGCAGGCCGGGUGCGUGGAAUGCAGAAAAAGCACGAUUCAGCGGGAACAGCAGGACUAUGCCUCGGUGGUGCAGGCGCUCUGGCAUGCCUAGGUGUAGCGGCAACUGGUCCCGUGGGUUUCGCGUUUCUUGCCGGUUCAUUUCUUCUGGAGGGUGGAGCACUUGCAUCUAUAUCUGAUUCAAAAAAGCAUGCAGAGUGGGAGAAGAAAUUCGCCAAUGAAGAGUGGAAAUUGGACCAGGUCUAUUCUCUUCUAAUAAGUCUAACAGAUUCCAUGAAACAAGAGCUGCUCGGCCUGUAUGUGGAGAGCACUGAGAUCCUGGACAAAGCAAGCAGAAUUGCAGAUCGGUCAAGGCUUUCAAGAAGCAGUUACUUCAAACUAAGAUGCCGCCGACUGGGAGAGCAAUCAGCGCGACUGAAGAGAAACUGCGGACUGUAUAUCACUAACGUUCACCAUGGCUUUGAAAUAACUGGAGCCAUGAACCAGCUCAGCAUUGCAAACUAGAACACCGGAAACAGUGAAGCCAGUGGGCGUCUGCACAAAUGAAACAUGGACUCCGAGGUGCUUCCUCACCGGCAGAAUACAAGGCCACGUGGUAGCAUACAGAGAGAUGUAAAGUACAUAAACUUCCCUUUCAAUUGUAACAUAGAGCACUUCCUCCUUGUACAAGAUGUAGAUUUCUUUCAAACUGAAGAUUACAAUAUCUGCAAUGAUAACAAGUGGUGGUUACGAUAUGGUUUUGCUUAUAUCAAACCACGUCAAGUAGCAUGUGAUGCAGAUUGUUUCGAAAAAGUGUUGUUUUGUUCAUUGAUGUAGUUACAAAAGUACUAUGAACGUACUUUGGUAUACGUAAUACAGAUUGUUGUGUGCCAGUGAGUCUGGUUUAUACUUUGUAUUUUGCUUUCUUGUGUAUACGAUAUAUUAUUUUAUUAUGUUUGUCAGCAAACUGCAUUAAAGAUACUGUAGCAUAUCGUUGCCAUAGUGACUAUGAAGUACUUGGUUCAUAAUCAACUGUCUGAUGUGUUGAACUAGUUUUUGCAUAAAUCAUAUUUUGAUGUACCCAAGAUACCUCAUGCUGAGUCAGUUUUACCAGUAAUUACAGCUCAGGUCAUUUUGGCCUGCUUUUCAGGUACUUCCGUUUCAUUCAAGUCAAUGUACCUAACUGUGUAAAAUUAAAAAAAAAUGCAAGCAAUACGUUACUGUAUAUAUAACCGUUUCCGCUAUUCUAUCGCCGUUUAAUAAUCGUAAAGAUUUUCCUUGUACAUUAUGAAAUUGGGCUUCUGGUAAAGAUCGCGUUACCACGCAUUGCAGACUUAUUUGUCAGGUAGCGGUAGUUGCUAAGUUUAUGGCUGAUUGAUUAGAUCGGCCGUUUUGUUGCGUUGUCUUAGCUACUGAAGGGUGACUGGUUAAUAAUAAAAACUCUGUA
Messenger RNA from Branchiostoma belcheri (Belcher's lancelet), 1843 nucleotides. RefSeq lists its product as uncharacterized. The transcript has 7 exons. The record is from RefSeq and is a predicted model, not a curated record. NCBI's taxonomy places the organism in Eukaryota, Metazoa, Chordata, Leptocardii, Amphioxiformes, Branchiostomatidae. Bases 109 to 921 code for a protein of 270 amino acids.